Messenger RNA from Paramecium primaurelia, 418 nucleotides. Lineage: Eukaryota; Ciliophora; Oligohymenophorea; Peniculida; Parameciidae. The record is from the annotation of a GenBank genome assembly.
CUUAUGGAUUGAUUUGUAUGAAAACUUCAAAAUGUAUUAAAUUAUUUUAUAAGUUUAGUCAUUCUUAAGUAAGAUAUAAGGGAAAGUAUUAAAAGAGUAAGAAAUAAGGUACAUGAUAAAUUAACUUUAGAUAAUCGAUAUUGUCAAAGAUUGAAAUAACAAUGUAAAUGAUGUCUAAUUACUAAAAUAGUGGUAAUGGAGAUUAUGAUGGAAAUGGAAAGAAGACUGGUUAAUGGGCGAAAUUAUAUGAUUAAUUUGAAGAGUAUAUUAGUUAUUUAUUUUAAGUAUGAAGUAAAUCAGAUAUAAAGGAAAAUAUGAAGAAGGUAUUAAGAAAGGAGUUUGGAAAAGAUUGAAACGAAUAAGUGGCAAAGGUAACUUUAUUUCAGAUGAUGAAAAUGAAAUUAAGUAGAAUAAAUGA